AUGAAGCGCAAGACUGAGGAUUCUUCUCACCAGUCUAAUGGUGACCAUGGGGCGAAAAAGCGAACUCUCCCCGACGAAACGGUCGUCUCGCGCUUCCGUGAGGGUUUAUUCGUGCCAGCCGAACUCGAUAAAUAUACGCAGGCAUACGCCACCUCAGCACCGUACAAGCACGGUGUUAUCUCUCCAUUGAUCGCACCGCAACUUCUGCGCUCCGUCCGCAGUGAAAUUAAAGAAAACCUCUCCUUCACCGAGAAAGAAACGGAUAUCUACAAGAUAUUUCAAUCGGGCGAUCUUGCCAAUCUAGAUGGACUGGAUGAUGCUUCUCUAUCGCGGCUUCCCUCUCUUCUACAGCUACGCGAUGCUCUCUACUCGGCCAAGUUCCGCCACUAUCUAUCAUCGCUGACGGGGUCUGGAGAACUGAGCGGGAAGAAAACCGACAUGGCUAUUAAUGUCUAUACGGAAGGAUGUCAUUUACUGUGCCACGACGAUGUCAUUGGAAGUCGACGUCUCAGCUACAUUCUUUACUUGACCGAUCCCGAUACCCCAUGGGAGGCAGCAUGGGGUGGAGCCUUGCGCCUUUUCCCAACCAAGACAGUCAAGGAUGAGAAGGGCGAAGAUAUCAAAAUUCCUGGUCCAGACCACACACUCUCCAUACCUCCGGCUUUCAAUCAACUUAGCUUCUUUACUGUGCAGCCAGGAGAAAGCUUCCAUGACGUCGAAGAGGUCUACCAUCCAUCGGAGGAAGAGAAGGGCAAACAAAAACGCGUACGUAUGGCCAUCAGCGGCUGGUAUCAUAUUCCACAAGAAGGCGAAGAUGGAUAUGAACCGGGCUUGGAAGAAAAGUUAGCGGAACGAAGCAGUCUCUCACAGCUUCAAGGGAGAGGCGAUGCAUUUGAUCAACCGCAACCACAGGUCGUUGACUGGGAAGCUGACCAAGGAAAAGGCAAGGGCAAGGGCAAAGGCAAAGAAGUUGCCCAGUCAGAGGAUGACGAGCUUACUGAGUCUGACAUAAACCUGCUAUUGAAGUUCCUUGCGCCAUCUUAUUUGACACCAGACAUUGCCGAGGAGCUUUCGGAUACUUUUGUGAAUGACUCUUCACUCAGCCUAGAAAAGGUCCUGUCAGAAAAGUUUGCAACCCGGGUCCGAGAGUAUAUUGAACAACAAGAAAAAGAUAAAUUACCUACAUCUUCAGAUGACAUUGAGGAAAACACAGCCUGGAAAGUCGCUCGCCCGCCGCAUAAACAUCGGUAUUUAUUCCAACAACCGCAAGUUCAGUCAGAGACAAGUUCUCCUAUCCAGGAACUACUCAAUGAGCUCUUGCCUUCUCAGCCUUUCCGAAAAUGGCUCACACUUGUUACUGGAGCAGAUCGCCUCACCAGCUACAAUAUUCUGGCUCGUCGAUUCCGGCGGGGCGAAGACUACACCUUAGCCAAUAGCUAUGAGGGUGGUGAACCACGAUUGGAAUUCACUCUUGGUUUAACCCCGACUCCAGGCUGGGAGAAGGAUGAUGAGGAUGACGAAGUGGGCGACGAUGGCGACGAGAAGGUAGAAAAGGCUCCUACUAUUAAAGAAGGUUCAGAGGAAGAGUCAACCAUUGGUGGAUACGAAAUCUACAUGGCCGGGGACGAUGGCGACAACGAAAUGGAAAUAGACGCCGACACGACCGACAAGAGCAAGGCCAAGUCUGAUCCAGCAAUAUAUAAGGCGGCCCAGGGCGAUGAUGAUGGUAUUCUAUUCAGCAUGGCAGCAGGUUGGAACCGUAUGAGUAUCGUGCUUCGAGAUAGCGGCACACUCAAGUUUGUCAAAUAUGUCAGUGCUGCGGCCAAGGGGGACCGAUGGGAUAUAACGGGAGAGAUUGGGGUGGAAUAUGCUGAUGAAGAUGAGGAUGAAUAA
This is a messenger RNA of Talaromyces proteolyticus, 1893 nucleotides long. RefSeq names its product putative oxidoreductase. Bases 1 to 1893 code for a protein of 630 amino acids. Gene Ontology annotation, molecular function: peptidyl-proline dioxygenase activity; L-ascorbic acid binding; iron ion binding. Gene Ontology annotation, cellular component: cytoplasm. The transcript is spliced from 2 exons. NCBI's taxonomy places the organism in Eukaryota, Fungi, Ascomycota, Eurotiomycetes, Eurotiales, Trichocomaceae. Gene Ontology annotation, biological process: regulation of translational termination; peptidyl-proline hydroxylation. The record is from RefSeq and is a predicted model, not a curated record.